ACAAAACACUUACACAGCAACUUACACACAUUCUCUCUCUCACACACACUUAUGUUUUAUGUUUGACAAGCCAUUUUCAGAAAUAACCAACUUUACUAUUUCCCCACUCUUUCUCUGUAAACCCACCUCCAUCUCUGUCUCAAAAACUCCAUUUUUUCUUCAGAAAAUGAUUUUGACUACAUGGGUUUGUUUCUCUUUGGGUUCAUCAAGCAAGAAUCUUGUUAGCUAAAACUCACUCAAAUCUUCAAAACCAAAAUGGGUCUCUUCUUGUUUUUCUCCUUUGAAAACCUACUUACAUUUUCUUGAAACCUUAAGUUUUCCCACCUCCAAAAAAGAUUCCUUUUUUCACACCAACCCAUCACAUUUCCACUAAAAAUCUGUAAAAAAAAAAAAAUCAUUCUUUUAUACUUUAGAAAAAAUGGGGUGUGUUGCUACAAAGUUGGAAGAAGAAGAAGAAGUGGUGAGCAUUUGUAGAGAAAGAAAACAGUUGUUGAAGUUAGCUGUGGAAAAAAGGUACAGUCUUGCAGAGGCUCAUUUUAGAUAUUGUCAAUCAGUUUAUGGUGUUUCAGCUGCUAUAAAACUGUUUGUUGCUAGGCACUCUUCAUCUUCUUCACCUUUUCUCAUCACUCUUCCACCACCCUCCCCCCCUAAAGAAAACAAGCUUGUCUCAAACCCUUUGUUUCUCCAACAAAAAAACACUUGUCAAAAGAGUAAAGAUGAUUCCAAUGCAUGUGGUGCUUCUUGUUGUUCUUGCUCAUCUUCUUCUUCUUCAGAAGAAGAAGAUGAAGAGAGAGAAAGUAAGUUCAAGAGUGAGAGAGAACAAGAACAAGAAGAGGGUGGUUGUGGGUAUUAUUAUAUGGAUAUGGGUUCAAGUAUGCCACCACCAGAGGUGGAGUUCGGGUGGGAUUUUUUUGACCCAUUUGUGACAAUGAGGCCGGAGGUUAUGAGAGGGUAUAACCGUUAUUCCGAUGAUGAUUUGAGGGUAGUUAGGGAAGAAGAAGGGAUACCAGAGCUUGAAGAGGAAGUGGAAGAAGUGAAAAACAAGGUGGUGAGUAGUGAAGAAGAAGAGAAGAAGAAAGAGGAGGAAAGUUGUGAGAGUGAAACAACAGUGGGUUGUGCUAAUGUGAGCCAGGGGGAGGCUCAAAAGGGUUUAACAGUCAUAGAUACACCUGAAAGAGGGAGAGAGUUGUUGGAAACAUUGAAAGAUAUUGAAGACUAUUUUAUUAGGAUUUAUCAUUCUGGGAAAGGUGUAUCCAAGAUGUUGGAAUCUAACAGGAUCCAGUUACAAUCAGGCUUGGAAGAAAUUAAAGAAAAUUCAACUAAGCUAAUUCAAGCAAUCGCGUCACGGUCAACAUCUUACCGUUCAACAACAUGUAAGAGUCUUGUCGCAUCAAACUCUAAAACGCCUUGCGCAUGGACGGAAUUCAAUAAUGAUCUCUUUGAUGAUGGAGGGGGGAUGAACGCAGGAAGCCAUUCGUUAACGUUAGGAAGACUCUAUGCUUGGGAAAAGAAGUUAUAUGAAGAAGUUAAGGCUGGAGACCACACUCGGAAAUUAUACGAGCGAAAAUGCAGCCAGCUGAGGAACCAAGAUGUCAAGGGGAACGAGGGAGGCACAAUAGACAAAACACGCGCUGCGGUUAAAGAUUUGUACAGUCGGAUCUUGGUUGCCAUUCGAAGUGCAGAAUCAAUUUCAGAAAGAAUUGAGAAACUCAGAGAUGAAGAGUUGCAGCCUCAAAUCAUUGAACUCUUACACGGCAUGAUGAACAUGUGGAAGGUUAUGUUGGAAUCACAUGAAAUUCAAAACAAAAUCAUGUCUGAAGUCAAACUGUUUACAUGUCCAACAUACGGGAAAUUCUCAAACAACACGCACCGUCUCGCAACCCUGCAGCUGGAGGCUGAAUUUCAGAACUGGCGGACAUGUUUCCGAGACUAUCUCACCGCACAAAAACAAUACGUCGGAGCUCUUUACAGUUGGCUAUCAAAGUUCAUAGUUCCAGAAGUCGAAUUCUACUCAAAAAGUAGGAACACAUCUCAACCUUUUCAGACAACAAACGGGCCCCCCUUGCUCAUGAUUUGUCAAGAUUGGUUCAACUUUAUGGACAAACUGCCAGACAGAUCGGUUUAUGUUGCCAUGAGAAGCUUCUCAAAGGAUUUACACUCUUUAUGGAUUCAACAAGGAAAAGAGCAAGACCAAAAGCGAAAAGUUGAUAGCUUGUCGAAAGAACUCGACCGCAAGAUUCUUGCUUUUCAGAAAACUGAAAACCGAGUCUUUGAAACCAAGCUCCCGAGUCUCGAGCUUUGUGAGCUCGAGGUUGACCAAAAAGCAGAUUACUUGAAACAAAGAAAAGAGUAUUUAGACGAGUUAAGAGCAAAAGUGGAACUGGAAAGAGGAAAACAUCAAAGUUGUAUGCAAGAAACUCAAAGGAUCACGUUAAACGGAUUCCAAACAGGGUUUUGUCGGGUUUUCGAGGCGUCAAUAGAGUUCUCAAAAGGGUCACUAAAGAUGUACAGUGAUCUUGUUGGCAUUCGCGAGAACCCUGAAAAGGUUGACAACUCGUCUUAUAUCCAAGAAGAUGGGAGCAGCAGAUGACAAACUACAAAGCAAAGUUAAUUUGUGUUUUUUUAGGAUUCUUGAGGUAGCGGUGUUAGUUAUUUGUUGUGAUUGUUGUACAUUAGAUCGUGAUUUGUGUUCGAAGCUUCUCGCUGAGACGUGAAUACGCGUAGAUGAUGGGUUGGAUUUGAUUAAUCAAGAAGUGGCUUUUUAUCU
Helianthus annuus (common sunflower) is the source of this 2767-nucleotide messenger RNA. Its product is annotated as protein ALTERED PHOSPHATE STARVATION RESPONSE 1. The transcript has 4 exons. Lineage: Eukaryota; Viridiplantae; Streptophyta; Magnoliopsida; Asterales; Asteraceae. The coding region runs from base 419 to 2590 and encodes 723 amino acids. The record is from RefSeq and is a predicted model, not a curated record.